This is a messenger RNA of Ilex paraguariensis (yerba mate), 957 nucleotides long. The record is from the annotation of a GenBank genome assembly. NCBI's taxonomy places the organism in Eukaryota, Viridiplantae, Streptophyta, Magnoliopsida, Aquifoliales, Aquifoliaceae.
GGCGAAUUAGGUGCACCUCCACUCUUCCUACUGGUAGACCCAACCCAAGAGUGAGUCUGUGUGUGUGCUCUGUGUCUGUGACUUUGUGUUGUGUCUAUGCAGAGGGAAAAUAAGAAAUCAUGGAAAGAGAAGAUGAUAUUGUUUGCUUAGAUCAAUCUUUCUUCAUCAACGACGAGUAUGUCUCUUUAUCUCUCUCUCGAUCGAACGUAUUCACUGUCAAAACUUGUACUACAACCAAAGGGUUCUGUUAUGUGCAGCUACCAGCUUACCACAUUUACAUUUGGUUCUCAAGUUCUUGAGCUCUUUUGUCUUCAAUCGGCUUCAACUGAUUUUGAUUUGACAGGGCAGUUGGUGUGGCCUGGGGCAACGCUCUUGAAUGAUUACUUGUCAAGGAAUGCUGAAAUGCUCCAAGGAUGUUCGGUUAUUGAACUAGGUUCUGGUGUUGGUGUUACUGGAAUACUCUGCAGCAGAUUUUGUGCCGAAGUUGUGUUGACGGACCAUAACGAGGAGGUUCUCAAGAUUCUGAAGAAAAAUAUCGGGUUCCAUACAUCUUCAGGAAAUGCUAUUUCUUGUGCAGGAUUAACAGCAGAGAAGCUGGAAUGGGGAAAUUCUGAUCAGCUCAAUCAUAUUUUACAAGCACAUCGAGGAGGAUUUGAUCUAGUUCUUGGAGCUGACAUUUAUAUCCAAAUCAGUUUUCUUUUCACCUUUAAAGCUUCAAAUGGUUAUAUGCGAAGUUCCAGUAUUCCUUUGCUCUUUGAUACUGUGGAACAACUUCUCCGUGUUCGCUGUGAAGGAAAAUGCAGAUUCAUACUGGCCUAUGUAUCCCGAGCCAAAAUCAUGGAUACCAUGGUUAUUAGCGAAGCUGUCCGACAUGGGCUGCUUAUAAAUGAAGUCACUGGGACUCGAUCAAUGGUUAAAAAUCUUGAAGGAGUUAUAUUCGAGAUCACCCUACAAUGA